UUUCGUAUUGAUAUUACCUUGUCUAGUCUGUGUACACUGCCUUUAACCUAAGUGUCAAUCCGGGAAAGCGUCGAUGUAAUCCAUGUUCUUGCUAUAUAUGUCAAAUAAGCUACGGCAUUGAUAUUAGGCUGCCGGGGCCAAAACAAGUUAACGGAUAAUAUAAGCGGGCAUAAAGAAGAGAUGGAAGAGCCUUGUGAGUUGAGUUGGUCAUGGUAUAAAAUUCGGCAAUCCAGAGAGUAUUUGAAAUACUUCGAUGACACUUUUUCGGCGAAAAACAGUGAUAUUUUUUUCUGUCAUUUGAAUGAAAUAGAGGCACCACUUACGUCAAAGAAUGAAACUCAGCUUAGUAUCGAUUACGAAGCAGUUUCUAUCGAUCCAAGAAGCAAAAAAGUAAUAGUAAAUCCUAUUGUGGAUAAUUCGGAAUUAGUGAGCAAAACUAGAAUGUCGAAAAUGUUUGCGGUAUUUACAAAAGUUUCGGCGCUGACGGAAAAGGAGCAUAAGUCAGGUCUGCAAGUUUUGCUUCAUGAUCAAGAGAAAAUGAAGACUUCGUCGCAAGUUCUUACAUCAAAUAAAAGAGUUCAGGAAAUGAAAGAAUUCAAUGCAAUUGUGGAAAAGAUGUUGUGUGUAGAGCCAAUUCGAACUUCAAGGCUAAAGGAAGUAUUAAUAGCACAAUACUUGCAAAUCCUUCAAAAUAAAGCACAGAAGAUUAUUAACAAAGGUAAUCAGUUCUACUCAAUUCAAAGUGCAAUUCCAUUUGGGUCAAAAAAUGAGAAUGCGAUACAGUAUACACAAGGCGAGAUUGUUAAACAGAGCGGUGAUGUUAUCGAAUAUUUACCAAAUUUCAACUUUACUAAUGUGUUGAAAUCAGAGAAAAGUAUUUCUGAAAUUGAAUUUCUUUCAUUUCAAACUUCAAAUCAAGAGAAUAUAGAGCGCCUAUUUGCAGAGACUGCCAUUAUCCUUCCUGAGGCUUCAGCAAUCCUUCUUCUAAACUGUUGCCCCACAUUAGAAAGUUGGGAGAUAGCAUUUAAAAUUACUCCAUCAGAUUGCAAUUCGAAUGGAUUAAUCUCUUUUGAUGAACCAUUACCACUUCGUUCUGGAACCGAAUUUGUUUGUCAUCAAACUUUGGAGUACAUCAUUAGACAGCAGAUGUUAUCGAAAGCAGAUUGUCGCUGCUUAUCACUAGAUGAUGGAAAAAUAAGAAAGAACACUUAUGGAGAACAUAUGGAUAUACAUGCUGUUGAUUUAGACUGUGACUAUCAUAUUGUUGACUACAAUGAAUAUUUACACAAGAAAACACCUCGUCCGUCCGAAUCCAUCGCAUUCAGCUCAAGUGAAAUUUUCAGAAAAUGGGCAAUAAAAAGGAAAAGUUCUAAUGCGAAUUCAAUGCAAAUGAAUAUUAUCACAAAAACCAGCGUUCCUUUUUUUCAGUUUGAAAAUGGAGAGCCCACUUUUGUGAAUCUGUCACUUAAGAUAGAAAACAAAAUCGACUUCGGUGCAGAACUAAUGACUAAAAAUGAACUAACUAGAGAAUGGUUACGGCAAUAUUUAAUUUCUAAUGGAUUCACUAAACGAGUGCGACUUGAUGCUCAUGAUUCGAAACUUAUAGCAAUACAGAAUCUGGAUUUAAACGACAUCGAAGCUGAACUAAAGCGUUUAUACAACACAAGCCCAGAAGAUAUGCUCAGUCCUCUUUUCUCUAUGCUUACACUGAUUCAGAAUUUUCCUGUCGGCGAUUACUUGCUAAAGUUCAAUCCAAAAUUUAGUGAUAAGCUGAUGGUCUAUUCGAAAGCAUCUACAAACUCUGUUAACGGAAUAAAUCUUCCUGAAUUAUAUGAAAGUAUUCGCUUCAAAGGAAACUUCAUACAAUCAUCGGAUUACAUUCCAAUUGAUGGCAAUGUGGUAACUGAUUGGCAUAAAACCUACAAUGUCCUUCCUUGUUGUUUUCCCCACUGGCACAUCAGUGAAAAGUCGUUGCAUAAGGAAUUGGAUAAAGCUGCAACUCAAUCGAAACGAACAAGGAAAAAAGCAAAAAUGAACAAAAGUGAAGUUAAAAAUGACUAUAUUUAUGGUAAUAACGAUCUGCGAAAAAUGCCCAAUUUGAAUUCAAUAAUAAGGUCAGACUCUAGUGGUGCUCAUCUAUUAAGCACAAAACUAUUAGAAAAAUCGAAGAUAACUAUUAGAAGUAAAAUUAGUAAAAAGAAAAAAGGAUUAAGGAAUAAACUUUCAGGAAUUCUCAAAAGAAACUCCGGAAUAUAUUAGCAAGAAAUUAUUUCUAUCUUGUAAAUAUAUUGAUGAAGUAUUUUGGAAUCAGACCCAAGGCAGUAAUGAAUGGCGAAUGGAAAAUUUAAUCGAUUCCCUAAAAUGUUAAUUUGUUAAACAGAGAUCAUUGGACAUUGAAAUUCGCUUCUUCCAAACAUGUAAAUAUAACGUUAUUGAAUACAAUGAUAAUAAACAAUCUUAUUCUACUGAAUACUGCGAUUAUAUUAAGGAAGCAAAAGUAUUACAUUGUUAAGUCGUGAACCUCCUUCUUCGAACUGCCAACUAUUUUCAAAAAUCUUUUCACAUUAAUUUAUAAAAUACAGUGCUGGGUAAAAAAAUCCUAUCAGUAAGAAAAUCUGAUUUUUGAGUAAAAAUAUCGAGCUGUUAAAUAAAGUAAAUAUGAAUGUU
This is a messenger RNA of Hermetia illucens (black soldier fly), 2667 nucleotides long. RefSeq names its product little elongation complex subunit 2 (gene Ice2). Gene Ontology annotation, cellular component: transcription elongation factor complex. NCBI's taxonomy places the organism in Eukaryota, Metazoa, Arthropoda, Insecta, Diptera, Stratiomyidae. The transcript has 4 exons. The coding region runs from base 181 to 2259 and encodes 692 amino acids. Gene Ontology annotation, biological process: snRNA transcription by RNA polymerase III; positive regulation of transcription by RNA polymerase III; snRNA transcription by RNA polymerase II. The record is from RefSeq and is a predicted model, not a curated record.